AUGCUGCUGCUGCAGGAUGGAUCUAAGAAACGCAUGCGCAGAGCAGCAGCAGGCCGCAGCAGAUUCGGUAGAAGCAAAGAAGAGAGUGCAGCAGCAGCAGCAGCAGAGGAGGGGGAGGGUUUUGAGGUUGGUACUUCUUCUCCAGGCGACACACAGCAGCAGCAGCAGCAGCAGCAGCAGCAGCUGCAGCAGCAGCAGCAGCAGCAGCAGCAGCAAGUGGAGGUUGUUCCGCAGCCGCCAGGGAGGAAGCGGCGGGCUGUUGGUUAUGUCUUUAUAGUAGAAAAGGGGGCAGCUGAGGACGGCAGCAGCAGCAGCAGCAGCAGCAGCAGCAGUAUAGCAGCAGCAGCAGCUAAGAAGGAGGAGUCAGAAGCAGCAGCAGCAGCAGCAGCAGCAGCAGAAGCAGGAGGCCGAUUCUCCGCUCGCCUGCGGCAGCGCCCAGCUGCUGAUUCGAUGCCUGCAGCAGCAGCAGCAGCAGCAGCAGCAGGCGACACACAGCAGCAGCAGCAGCAGCAGCAGCAGCAGCAGCUGCAGCAGCAGCAGCAGCAGCAGCAAGUGGAGGUUGUUCCGCAGCCGCCCUUGCUGCUGCCUUCUUCGCUGCGCCGCAUCUUGGGCCUGCUUGGUGUUCCCGCUGCUGCUGCUGCUGCAGCUGCUGCUGCUGCUGUUGCUGCUGCUGCUGCUGCUGCUUCGGGGGUCUCCUCUCCUUGUCUUUUAGCAGCAGCAGCACCGCUAGGCAAGCUGUCUUCAGCAGGAGACAAACCCCCCUCUCCCUGCUGCAGCAGUGUGUCGCCUUGCUGCAGCAGCAGCUCCGAUGGGGGGCUGCGAGCAGCAGCAGCAAAACUCUCUGGCUCUACAGCAGGCUGUGCAGCUGAUUCUUCAGCAGGAGACAAACCCCCCUCUCCCUGCUGCAGCAGUGUGUCGCCUUGCUGCAGCAGCAGCUCUGAUGGGGGGCUGCGAGCAGCAGCAGCAAAACUCUCUGGCUCUACAGCAGGCUGUGCAGCAGCAGCAGCAGCAGCAGAAGCAGGAGGCCGAUUCUCCGCUCGCCUGCGGCAGCGCCCAGCUGCUGAUUCUAUGCCUGCAGCAGCAGCAGCAGCAGCAGCAGCAGCAGGUGGUGGUGCGUUGGGUUCUUCUUUGUCUGUUACUUCUUCUUUUGAAGGAGAAACGAUUGCAUCUGCUGCUCAUCCAGCGCAUGCAGCAGCAGCAGCAGCAGCAGCAACAGCAGCAGCAGCAACUCGUGGUGCUGCUGUUCCUCUAGACCCAUUGACUCGCCGUCGUUGUUUAGUUAGCCAGAGAAGAAUAAAGGGAGUAGAGAAGUACCUGCAGCUGUGUGAGCAGAUGUAUUUCGGUUUCUGGGGGGGCCGCAGCAGCAGCAGCAGCAGCAGCAGCAGCAGCAGCAGCAGCAGCAGCAGGGGGGGAGAAAUCGAGGCUAUUCGGGGUGCAGGGGGGCAGCAUAUGGUAGCUGCCAGCAGCAGCAGCAGCGCAGCAGAAACAUUCAGAGAUGAAGACAGCGAGGUGGGGUCGGUGAUGCAUAGGUUGAUUGUAUGUAACAAUACGCAGCGUGAGAGAGCAGCAGCAGCAGCAGCAGCAGCAGCUGCUGCUGCUGCUGCUGGAGGAGCAGCAGGGCUUGGGGGGGGAGUAGGAGGAGUGUGCUCACAACGUAGCAGCAGCAGCAGCAGCAGCAAAGGAGAUGUUCAGCAGCAGCAGCAGCAGCACGAGAUUUCGAGUGUAUGUGGAUCUUCUAUCCAGCAGCGUCGUAGCAGCAGCAGCAGCAGCAACAACAGCAGCAGCAGCAGCAGCAGCAGCAACAUACAGCAACAGCAGCAACACCAUCAUAAUACAAGAGUUAAACUAACACCUAUUGAGCUACUGACCUCGCCCCUGAGGCAGCAACAUGUACUCGAUCUGUGGGGACCCAAAGAAGUUGCUUUGUUUGAGGCCGUCGCGCAAGCCCUCCACCUCCAUCCCAAGCUGCAGCAGCAGCAACAGCAGCAGCAACAGCAACAGCAAUAG
Messenger RNA from Eimeria mitis, 2007 nucleotides. RefSeq lists its product as uncharacterized. The transcript has 7 exons. NCBI's taxonomy places the organism in Eukaryota, Apicomplexa, Conoidasida, Eucoccidiorida, Eimeriidae. The record is from RefSeq and is a predicted model, not a curated record. Bases 1 to 2007 code for a protein of 668 amino acids.